UGUCCCCUGCUACUUCCUUCUCUUGCUGAUGUGUGGUUCAAUCUUGGCAUCACGCUCUGAUACUUCCCCAGAUACGGCUUUCUGCCUCUCCUGCUACCAGGGCACCAUAUCUGUUCUGCAAUUGUGGACCUGUAGGUGGAGAAGGAACUGCCAUCCUUGUGCCAGAAGUCAUGUUAGGCAACCUAAGGCUUGGAAGGCAGUUUCCCUGGUGCUGCUGUGCACCGUGGCUGUGGUGUCCUUCGGUUUUUACUGCGAUGGAAGUCUUGCUGGAGGCUCAAGGGCAGUGGAAAAAAAGACUUCAUGGCUGGUGGGUGAUGAUCUGGAAAUGCUGAGGGUGGAACAAGAGCUCGACAAGAUCCAGCAGCAGCUUCGUUUCCUGCAAUGGGGAGCAAAGGACAUCACCCUGCGUGCUCUCCACGAGGCCCUGAAGAGAAAUGAGCUCCCAGGCUUUACCGGCGAGGCUGUUCAAGAGAUGAUCAAUCAAGUCCUGGAGAAGCUGGAAGAAAGCCCAUUCCAGAUGCGUAAUUAUGCCAGCAAAACUUCAGGCGCCGCUAUCGUUCGUUCCAAGACUUCUCCCUCCUGGAUUGGAAGCGGGAAAGUCUUCUGGUACUCGUUGCUGGUGACACCAUAUAUGAGGCCUCCUGAGAUUAUUCUUGAGCCUGACAAUCAGCCAGGUAACUGCUGGCCCUUCCCAGGAAGCCAAGGGCACGUCUUCAUCAAGUUGCCCAGGGCCAUCUUUCCCACGGCAGUUACGUUAAACCAUGGAGUUCCAGCAACGGCCUACCAUGCAGACAGCACCUCCAGUGCUCCUAAGGACUUUGCUGUCUAUGGCCUGCAGGAAGAAGGUGACGAGGAAGGAACUUUGCUAGGAGAGUUCACCUUCACGCCAGGCCAGGAUCCCAGUCAGACCUUCCAGCUGCAGAACGAGCACUCCGGGUUCAUCAAUUACAUCAAGCUGCGAGUGCUGAGCAACUGGGGCCACCCGGACUAUACCUGUGUGUAUCAGUUCAGGCUCCACGGCAAUCCAGCCCCUGACGGUGAAGCUAAGGGAAAGCCACUUGGUUUACCUUUCAUGGAGGAGUCUCCAGAUCUGAGCCCGUGACAGGGGCACAAACCCAGGGGACGAAAGAGAGUGGCAACAAAAAUUACCCUACCUUCUAACAGCGCGGCACAUCCGGCCCCGGCUCUGUGACUAACAAGGCAAGGCACGAUGCGGGCCGUGCGCUCCAGGAGAGGGGGAAGGGAGACAACACGUGUGUCUGACAACAAAAAAAAAAACCCCCACCAACAAAAACAGAAUCAACGGCAACUGUCUGAGGAGGAGCUGAAUUUACUGAAUCCAACAAAAUCAAACAAAAUGAGAGAGACGGAAGUAUCCAAAAUACAAGAUCUCAUGUUAGAAGACUGCAGGGGAAGCACGUGCUUUUCUCCGUGGCAAACCAAGAGUGGGAAGAAGAGGCUGGUGUCCUGCCAGUAGCUCCACCUUUCUUCCUCUGCGCGCUAGGUCCUCGGGAAUGCCGCUCCUCCCCUCCCAUCCGAGGACCCCACGUGCCCAUGAAUGGCAGUUCAAGGAACCAGAACAUUAACUCUUUAACUCCCACUAUUUUACGUGAUCUUCUGAGGUGGAAUAUCAGCAACAAAAAUCACAAAGCCACAACGUUAACAUCAAAUAUAACAUCAAUUCAUUCAACUUUUCCCAUGUUGAGUCUCUUUUGUCCGUCAGAGUAAAUGUUAAGAGAUCUCCCUAUUGUCUAUCUCGCUCCAUAAGCCUUUUCAUUCCCUUUUCUCCUGCUCUCCUGCUGGGGAGGAGGAGGGAGGGAGCGGCUGGUUGGGAGUUGGCAAAGUGAUCCCAAGAUACUGCAUUUUCCGAUCCCUGUUGAAGCACGGAUGGGAGUCAGCAGGAACUGCUGCCCCCUUGGACUUCCAGAGGGCAGACCUUGGCCUCCUUUGGACCGUGGUUGAGAAGGUGCCUUGGGAGGCAGUUCUGGAGCGCACAGCAGCCCGGGAAGGCUGGGCAUACUUUUAGGGAAGUUAUUUUAAAAGUGCAGGAGCUGACCGUCACCGAGUCAUGGAAGACAAGUUGACGGGCAAGGAAGCCGGUCAGGCUGAACAGAGACCUCUGGCUGGAACUCGGGAACAAAAGUAAAGUUUUUGGUAUUUGGAAGAAUGGGCAAGCAACUUAUGACAAUUACGAGUACGUAGUGAAGCCGUGCAGGGAGAAAAUUAGAAAAGCCAAAGGCCAGCUAGAACUGAACUUGGCCACUAAGGUGAAGGACAACAGUAAAUAUUUCUGUAAAUACAUCAGCAGCGAGUGGAAGGCUAGGGAGAGUCUCCAUCCCCUGCUGGAUGAUGCUGAGGGCAACGUGGUGACCAAGGGUCAGGAUAGGGCUGAGGUACUUGUUCUGUAUGAUUUACAAACAUACAGAUAGCAGAGUGGCGUGGUUAGGAUGGUAUUAUACGGGUUUUAUCAUUAGAAAGAUUAUCGUGGUGGAAAGGGAGAAUCAAAAAUUAGACGCUCAGCCGUGGCCUAGGCUCGCAGUAGAAAACUGCAAAGGGAGGGAUCUCCGGAAAGAGAUCCUUCCCCAGCGGCAGUCAGCCCUCAAAUGGGGCCUGGGAGAGGUGGAGCCAGGCUGCACCCCUCCGGGUCACACAGUUGAACUGCCUCCACCCGUGCUCCUGUGGCUGAGUCAGUCCUUGCCUCAGGCGAUCAAUCAGUGGUUCAGGCUGUGACUCAGCAGCUCCCAUACACCUUCUUUGCCUCAGUCCUUAAUAGUAAGACUAGUUACUCCCUGGGCACACGGCCCCUUGUGCCGGUAGGUAGGGAUGGGGAACAGAAUAGGCCCUGCACAAUCCACGAUGAGAUGGUUUGGGACCUGCUCUGAAAGCUGGGUGCUCACAAGUCCGUGGGGCCAGAUGGACUGCAUCCUAGGGUGCUGAGGGAGUUGGCGGAUGUGGUUGCCGAGCCACUCUCCACCCUCUUUUGGCAGUCCUGGCUAACUGGAAACGUCCCAUUGGACUGGCAAACGUGACACCCAUCUUCAAGAAGGGCUGGGAAGGUGAUCCUGGUAACUACAGACCUGUAGUCUCACCUCGGUGCCAGGGAAGGCCAUGAAAUGGAUCAUCUCGGGUGGCCUCACGGACCAGUUAAUGGUAAGCUGGGGGUGAGGCCCAAUCAGCAUGGCUUUAUGAAUGAAGGUAUGGCUGUCAAUGUGGUCUGCCUGGACUUCAGUAACGCCUUUGGCACCCUCCCCCACAACAUUCUUGUGGAGAGGCGGCUGCCAACGGUUUGGAUGGGCGUACGCUCCGCUGGGUGAAACGCCGGGCCCAAAGAGCUGUGGUCAGUGGAGUUAAGUGCAGUUGGCGGCCAGUCCAGAGUGGUGUCCUCCAGGGCUCGGUACUGAGGCCGCUUCUGUUUAACAUCUUUAUUACCGAUCUUGAUGAGGGAAUUGAGUGCACCCUCAGUGGGUUUGCGGAUGACUCCAAGUUGGGAGGGAGCGUUGCUCUGCCAGAGGGGGGAAAAGGCACUACAGAGGGACCUGGGUCGCUGGGCCGCGGUAAACUCUAUGAGUUUCCGUAGGGCCAGGUGUCGGGUCCUGCAUUUUGGUCACAACAGCCCCAGGCAACCCUACGGGCUUGGGGAGGGGUGGCUGGAAAGCUGCCUGACGGAAAAGGACUUGGUGUACUGGCGGACAGUCGGCUGACUAUGAGGCAGCAGUGUGCUCAGGCGGCCAAGAAGGCCAGUGGGAUCCUGGGUUGCCUUCCAAAGAGCGUGGCCAGCAGGUCAAGGGAGGUGAUCCUCCCCCUCUCCCCUGCCCUGGUGAGGCCGCAUCUGGAGUACCGUGUCCUGUCCCGGGCUCCUCAGCGCAAGAAAGACAGGAAACUUGUAGAGAGUGUGGAGCGGAGUGCUGGAAGGAUGUGGAGUGUGCCCUCCAGGAGGAGGUUGAGAGGUUCAGGAGUAUCAGAAAGCGUGAGCGGGAGGCAGGCUUGUGGUGUAAGCCUCUGAGAGGUAGACGUGGGGGUGAUACUCAUCAGGCAGGGGUGGGCCCCCUGCCGUUGCCGAGCAGAGCGAGGCAGUUUGAGAGAAGAGGAGGAGUGGAAAUGGGUCCCGGCCAGGCGAUGUAGGCAAGCGCCGUCCCGACCAAGCUCGGUUCCCCAGGUGCCUCUGCAAAAUAGGCGUGAGGCCCCGGAACUCGAGGGAGAGGUGGAUCAGGGUGUGGGGGAAGGUCCACUUGCGAGGCUGUCCCGGGCGAAGCAGUCGACCUCACGCAUCAAGACUGCCUCCACCGGAAGGAAAGAAGGGUGGCUGUCAUUGGCAGCUCCCUGCUGAGAGGAGCGGAGGGCCCUGCAUGUCAGCUGGACCCUACCAGUAGGGAGGACUGCUGCCUCCUUGGGGCGCGGGUCAGGGCCGUUUCUGGGAAACUUCCUGGUCUCACUGGCCCUUCUGAUUAUUACCCCUUAUUGACAGUUCAGGCCGGCAGUGAUGAAGUCACUGAGAAAAGCAUGAGGACUAUGAAAAAAGACUUCAGAGGACUUGCGCGGGUAGUUGAUGGAGCGGGUGUGCAAGUGGUUUUUUCUUCUGCCCCUUCCGUGGCGCGGAAGGAUACAAAGAGGAUCAGCAAAAGCCACCUCACAAACAAAUGCCUUAGAGGUUGGUGCAAUCAGAAGAAUUUUGGUGUUUUUUUGACCACGGGAUAAUUUACUUGACAUCUUAUAAAAGGCAACAACUGACGUGCAUGUACGUGCGUGGAAAUUCUCACGAGCAGGGAGAACUACGUGCAGUUUUUUCCUGUUGGUGCUUUCUACCAGCAUCUGUGGUCCUUCAUAUCUGCUUGUGCCCUGGCUGUAAUGAAGCACUGGCUGACAGUAGGAAGACAGAUAUAGGAAAGCAUUGGAAAAGUCUGGGUACCCGGAGUGAGACAUCUGAUGUACAGGGCAUCAAAAGCAGGGACCGAAAAAGGCAGGCGGCUUGUAGCUCCCAGCCCGUUCCCCUUCAGCAAAAUCCUACCAAGCAGGCUGCUGGGCAGGAGGUGUUUGGUUUUUUUUGACCUUGUAGGAUCUUUUCCCCUGCAGGCAGGAGGUGCAAAGCCUGUUCCCUGUCCCUCAAAACAUGGCGCUGGCUGCUCUGCGGUGACAUCACUGGCCAUUGUGAAGUCACAAAGGGCCCUCAGCACUGAGGCAGCUUGUCCCCGCCCUUGGCCACUCUCGGUCCUGACGGCAUAGCUGUUGGACAGGGUUUGGCUCACUCCUUGCGAGCUGCGUCUUUUGUGGCUUGU
Molecule: messenger RNA, 5273 nt
Organism: Lagopus muta (rock ptarmigan)
Lineage: Eukaryota; Metazoa; Chordata; Aves; Galliformes; Phasianidae
Product: SUN domain-containing protein 3-like
Exons: 9
Coding region: 29-1102 (357 amino acids)
Biological process (GO): nuclear envelope organization
Cellular component (GO): nuclear envelope; meiotic nuclear membrane microtubule tethering complex
Molecular function (GO): protein-membrane adaptor activity
Source: RefSeq, a predicted model, not a curated record